AAUAAAAAGGAAAAACACUCUCCCAAAGAAGGGCUUGUUUUUCUUCUCCACCGUUCUCACAUACUUUGCUCUUCUUCUCAUCUCUUCUUUGCUCUCCCGCAGAAGAGAGAGAAAAGCUCACUUUCAUUUCCUGUCUCUUAAGAAACCAAAUCUUUUUUUUUUUCCUGUAUCUUUAUAUUCAAAAACCCAAUUUUGUUUUCUUUUCAUACUCAGAUAUAGCGUUUUACAUAUCGCUGAGUUCAUUGUUCUUUUGUUUUUGAUCGGACGGCGGAGAUUGAAUCUCACGUGAAAAGAUCGAGGUAUGCAGCAGGGUGAUCAGACGGUGUUGAGUUUAAGACCUGGUGGUGGUCGGGGGACUAGACUCCUUGUUGGACCUUCUUUUUCAUCAUCCUCUUCUUCGUUAGCGUUUGGUUCUCUUUCUUCUGAUCUUCCUCUCUUUCGUCCCCAUGGCGGUGCUCCUCUUGCCUUUUCUGUUAAGGCUGGAGAUUCACGAUUUGAGGGUCAUGAACGAGUGCAGUACACUAGAGACCAGCUUCUAAAGCUUAGGGAGGCUGUAGAAGUUGCUGAUGAGAUUCUUAAAAUCAAACAAGAAAUUGAAGGGGAACUCUUCGGUGAAGAUCAAAACUGGGGUCGUGGAGAAAGCAAUCCACCAAAUCAGACUCAGAACCGUUACUCCGAGCCUGACAAUCGUGAUUGGCGUAACCGUUCAGCACAGCUUCCUCCUGCUGGAGAGGAGAGGUCCUGGGAAUCUCUUCGGGAUAGGGAGUUGGGAAACCGAUAUGACUCCAGAGAGCUAGAAGCUAAUCAAUUUAAUCGCCAAGAUCAACUCAACUCUCAGUUCUUGAGGGCUCAAAUCUCUUCUAACCAAGGGGGAGGACCAACUCCAGCUUUGGUCAAGGCUGAGGUGCCAUGGUCAGCUAGAAGGGGGAAUCUUUCUGAGAAGGAGCGUGUUCUAAAGACUGUUAAAGGGAUACUGAACAAGCUGACUCCUGAGAAGUAUGAUCUUCUAAAGGGCCAACUUAUUGAUUCUGGUAUCACAUCAGCUGAUAUCUUGAAGGGGGUUAUUUCUCUAAUAUUUGAUAAGGCUGUUCUGGAACCCACAUUUUGUCCUAUGUAUGCUCUUUUAUGUUCUGAUCUCAAUGAUAAGCUUCCCUCAUUCCCAUCCGACGAACCUGGUGGAAAACAAAUCACAUUUAAGCGAGUCCUCUUGAAUAACUGCCAGGAGGCAUUUGAGGGAGCUGACAAGCUCAGAGAAGAAGUGGGUCGGAUGACUGCCCCUGAGCAAGAGAUGGAGUGUAGGGAUAAAGAAAGGAUGGUCAAGCUCCGUACUCUUGGUAAUAUUCGAUUAAUUGGUGAGCUUCUGAAGCAGAAAAUGGUACCUGAGAAGAUAGUCCAUCACAUCGUGCAGGAACUUUUGGGCCAUGACAAUAGAGCUUGCCCUGCAGAGGAGAAUGUUGAAGCCAUUUGUCAGUUCUUCAACACUAUUGGUAAGCAGCUUGAUGAGAGCCCAAAAUCACGGCGCAUAAAUGAUAUGUACUUCAGCAGACUGAAGGAACUGACUACAAAUCCUCAGCUUGCUCCAAGAAUGAGAUUUAUGGUUCGUGAUGUUCUUGAUCUUCGUGCAAACAACUGGGUUCCCAGGCGUGAAGAGGUGAAAGCCAAAACAAUUACUGAAAUCCAUUCUGAGGCUGAAAAGAAUCUCGGGCUGCGUCCAGGUGCCACUGCAAGUAUUAGAAAUAGUCGUGGUGUUUCUGCUGGUCCAAUGAGUCCUGGUCCUGGGGGUUUUCCUAUCACACGUCCUGGUACUGGGGGUUUGAUGCCUGGAAUGCCAGGAACUCGGAGAAUGCCUGGUAUGCCUGGAAUGGACACUGAUAAUUGGGAAGUUCCCAGGAACCGGUCAAUGCCAAGGGGUGAUGGACCGGGUAUACAGCCUGGAGGGCAUGUCCCAUCAUCAUUAAUCAAUAAAUCAACUUCAAUGAAUCCAAGGCUGUUACCUCAAGGUAGUGGUGGCCUAAUGAGUGGUAGGACAAGUGCCCUGUUGCAGGGAAGCUCAACCCCUCCUGCUCGGCCAUACAACUCUAUUUUGAGUGCUGAGCCUGUGGCACAACCUUCACUUUCUGCCAAACCUGUGCCUGUGGCUGCUGUGUCUCCGGUUGUCGACAAACCACUAGCUCCAGCCGCAAGACUAAAUCCAGAUGAUCUUCAGAGAAAAACACGGGCGCUGUUGGAGGAAUAUUUCAGUGUUAGGCUGCUGGAUGAAGCAUUGCUGUGUGUGGAGGAACUAAAAUCUCCAUCAUACCACCCUGAGGUAGUGAAAGAAGCAAUCUGCAUUGCCUUGGAGAAAAGCCCACCUUGUGUUGAGCCAGUUUCAAAGCUUCUCGAAUACUUGUUUAUUAAGAAAGUUUUUACAGCUAGAGACAUAGGGACCGGAUGCCUGCUCUAUGGUGCCUUGUUGGAUGAUGUUGGCAUUGACUUACCAAAAGCACCAAAUAAUUUUGGAGAAAUAAUCGGGAAACUUGUUUUGGCUGGUGGAUUAGAUUUUAAGCUGGUGAAGGAAAUCCUUAAGAAGAUGGAAGAUGACCUAUACAAGAAAACUGUGUUUGAUGCAGCAAUCAGGAUCAUUAGCUCCAAUCCUUCAGGGCAAGGUCUGCUGGCUGCGCAGUCGUCUGACAUCGAGGCCUGUCAGAAUCUAUUCUAAUUUUUGCAUGCUACUUUUAAUGUCUUUAUCCACAAGGACUUCUGCUUAUCUCCACUUCAAUAUAAUGUCCCCUACCUACCUAUUUCCCUCUUCAUAGUUGAGGCUGGCAAGCAACUUGUGUAUUAUUUGAUAAAGUGGAGUUGCCAAGGACAGGUAAAAUUUUAUUGAGUUGUAUAUUUCUUCAAGGUCAGAGCGGUGUGUUUUUUGGGAAAAAGAAAUCAAACCAUAAUGCCAUGGAUUUUGCCCUGCGGCCUAUCCCAAAUUUCUCGGGAAGAAUGGUCACUCUUUAGGGAUCCAGUUGUUUUGUAUUUGAUUAGUUUUUUUAUAUUUAUUAUUUUUUGGUUGACUGAGUAAUUAGUUUCGUUGUUGAACUUAGUCCUAUAAAUCUGAAGUUUUUCUUUUUUUUUUUACCAUAAUCUCAAGCUUAAUGCGUCAGUUU
Molecule: messenger RNA, 3137 nt
Organism: Durio zibethinus
Lineage: Eukaryota; Viridiplantae; Streptophyta; Magnoliopsida; Malvales; Malvaceae
Product: eukaryotic translation initiation factor-like
Cellular component (GO): eukaryotic translation initiation factor 4F complex
Molecular function (GO): mRNA binding; protein binding; translation initiation factor activity
Source: RefSeq, a predicted model, not a curated record